AUGUGGCUUCUGUGGUUUCUGCUCAUUGUCGAGCUGCACUGUGGACUCGCGCUGUACGAGCAAUGCAACCAUCAGAUGGAGCUGCGGCCUGGCCAGAAAGUGUACAUUAACUCCCCUUAUUAUCCGGGUGAGUACCCAGCGGGCACUUCCUGCCGCUAUACGGUGAAAGCGCCAACGGAUUAUGUGCUCAGCUUCAAGUGCGAGCUGCAGCUGAGAACGGCCGUGACGGACACAAAUUGUGAAAAGGAGGUGUUUCACUUCAAUGCCGAGGGUGACGAGUUGCUGACGCGUUCCGAGUUUUUUUGCGGCAGCGGCAAAGUCGAGCGUCAAAGUUUUCUGAAUCGCGCUGUGAUUUCCUAUAUUUCACAGCGUGGUGUGCUCCCAAAGUUCAGGGAUAAGCUCAAGGCACAAUUCAGCAUCAGCAGCAACAGCAACAGCACUACCUCAACAACAACAACAACAACAACAACUCCAGCACCUCUGACUGAGUCUGAGAGUUUAACGGACUCGGUGCUGCACGUGCUGGAGGAUGUGGGCGUAAGUGACGCCUUGGCUUAUAUGGCUGCGCUACUUUAUAACGAACCAGAUGCUGGUGCUCAGUCUCAGGCAAUUGCGAGCACAACUUACUUGGAACAAUUGCCCAACAGCUACGCAUGGCGUCCGGCAAAAAGUGCCGUGGCUUCCGUUAAACGUGCCAAGAUUGUGACUUCCUUAGUUGGCUAUCCAGCGGGUGUGCCCGGAGGUGGUCGCUUCACCUGCUUGGUUGAGGCGCUGGCGCCCAUCUGCGAGUGCGGCUGGAGCAUGACGCUGAAAAUUGCCAGUCCUGUGGACAGUGAGGCGGCCCUCAAUGAGUUCCCAUCCAUGGCAGGUGUGCUGACUAAGCGGCAGGGCAAGAUCUUUUGUGGAGCCGCCAUAAUACACCAGCGGUAUUUGAUUUCCGGAGCGCAUUGUUUUCUCACCCCUGAGACGGGCAGCGCCUCCUUGUUGCGUGUGGUUGUGGGCGAGCACGAUUUGUCCAGCCUUUACGAAUCUCUGUAUACACAACACUAUGACCUGGACGCUCUGAUUCCACAUGAGAAAUUCAGUCGCACCAAUGGCCAGAUACGGAAUGAUAUAGCGCUGUUGCGCACCCGCUUGCCCAUGAUCUGGAGUCGGAGUGUAGGCCCAGCUUGUCUGCCACUGCGUCCAGUGGACGGCAAGAAGCUGCCCCAUGUGGGGCAACAGGUGGUAGCAGCCGGCUGGGGAACCACCUCGUUUGGUGGUCCACAAUCUCAGCGGUUGUUGAAGACCACGCUUGAUGUCAUCGACGUCGCCCAGUGUCGUCGUUUGUUGGGCGCGCCGGCACACACCUUCUGCACAUACACCCCAGGCAAGGACACCUGCCAGUACGACUCUGGGGGGGCUCUGUAUGAGCGCAGCAGUGGACGCCUCGUGGCAGUGGGAAUUGUUAGCUAUGGCUAUGCGUGCGCCACAGAACAGCCUUCAGUCAAUACACGCGUGGCUUCUUUUGUGAAAUGGAUUCGCGCCAAGACUCCCGAGGUGAAGUAUUGUGUGAGAUGAAGGCCUGUACAGGAUCCAUGGUGGCU
Messenger RNA from Scaptodrosophila lebanonensis, 1586 nucleotides. Its product is annotated as serine proteinase stubble. The transcript has 3 exons. Gene Ontology annotation, biological process: proteolysis. Gene Ontology annotation, molecular function: serine-type endopeptidase activity. The coding region runs from base 1 to 1560 and encodes 519 amino acids. The record is from RefSeq and is a predicted model, not a curated record. Lineage: Eukaryota; Metazoa; Arthropoda; Insecta; Diptera; Drosophilidae.